Cadophora gregata is the source of this 1965-nucleotide messenger RNA. RefSeq lists its product as uncharacterized. Lineage: Eukaryota; Fungi; Ascomycota; Leotiomycetes; Helotiales; Ploettnerulaceae. The transcript is spliced from 3 exons. Gene Ontology annotation, molecular function: RNA polymerase II cis-regulatory region sequence-specific DNA binding; DNA-binding transcription factor activity, RNA polymerase II-specific. Gene Ontology annotation, biological process: cell differentiation; anatomical structure morphogenesis; negative regulation of transcription by RNA polymerase II. Bases 1 to 1965 code for a protein of 654 amino acids. The record is from RefSeq and is a predicted model, not a curated record.
AUGGACACUCCACGGUCGCCAGUGAGCAUCUCGACCGAUUCCAGUCGACGUGGUUCUUUGAAGCAGGUUCUUCCAGAGAUGCACGCCGAUUUACAGACUCCAAAUUCUCCACGAACCCGUUUGUCACGAAAGCGAGCUGCCUCGCUGAUUACUGACAAUGCAAAAGAACCAAGAAUAGGGGAUAUGCCCCGAAUAGGGGAUAUGCCUCUCAACAGCGCCAACACCAGCGGACCUCCAACUUCGGACCUAACAAGAGAGCAAGUGUGUCUUUGUCAACCAGACCCCAAGAUACCUAGACCUCGAAACGCUUUCAUCCUUUACCGCCAGCAUCACCAGGCCCAGGUUGUCUCCCAGAAUCCUCGACUUGCAAACCCCGAGAUAUCCAAAAUCAUUGGCGAACAGUGGAGAGAUCAAGCACCUGAAGUAAAGAGUGACUGGAAGAGACUUGCAGAAGAAGAAAAGCAACGCCACCAGAGAAAGUAUCCAGGCUAUAGGUACCAGCCUCGUCGAGCGGGUAAGUUGAACGGUUUGCGCUCGACUUCUAUAUCGGGUGACGAUCCAACACGCUGCCCAAAGUGCAACGGCAGGUACAUAUCAACUCCAAGUACCCCUUUAACACCAUUCACACCAGCCUUUUCCGCAGCUUCAAUGACCGAGCGCGUAUUACCUCCUUUUACUUCCUCCCACACCCGAAUCGAAAGACAACCCUACGCAAGCCCAAUGCAAAACAGGAUGGAUACACCUCGCGUCAUGUCCCAUCAACAGACUUUCCACGGACCACAGUACUUGCCUUCACCUGAACUUCUUCGAAAACGUAAGGAACGAGACGAGGACAUGUAUAUACAUAGUUCACCUCCAGGUCAGAAAAAGUACAGGGGAGUAGGAUACGUAGCGAGCUCUGCUAUACCUGCUUGGUCCCCCUAUCAUGAUGGCUUUCCAGCAAAUCCAGCAAUUUACGGACAACCUGUUCCCGGGCCUGGCAUGCCUCCUCGUCGUGAAUCAAUACAUCGACCCAUGGGACCUCCCUCCUGCUCCCCCUCAGUUAAGCAUCCACGCCAUCAAGACUUAAUUCGCUCAAACAACUCCGACGAAUCACUCCAUCUGCCUCCCCUCCUGACCCAAACGGGCUUUAUUGCUAAAUCUCAGCAGACGGACUCUAGGACGGAAGCUCGGUUGAUCCAUGCUAAGAGCGUUGAAGCUAUGGUCAUGACAAUGCCGUACGUCGGCAAGAUCCAAGUCCUCACGAGGGUAUCUCCUCCUCUUGCACCUCCAGGUCCUACAAGUCCAGCUCAAGAGAUUCGUGGCGCUGUCGUCGCAGUUGAGGGUACUGAUAAGGCUUUGCUGACUGAGAUUGGCACUUUCAUCCAUGAGUAUCUCAGCAAAGACUUAUCCUGUGCCAUCGCAACCUGGGCUACAUCAGAUCAAAAGCAAAAGGAAACCAACCCAGAGAUGACUGGCGCUCCAAACUCUGCCGACGGGCAAGAAAGAGAUCCGUUCAUCGACUACCUGUCUAUCAUUUCAGAAUGGCACAAGAAAUCCCAAGAAAUAAUCAAAUACAUCACCACCACCCCUACUCCGCCAUCGAAAGAGCUGAUACCUCCAUCCGAACUCAAGACUAAAAUCCUCCCUGUCGCUCUCGUACCAGGCGGUUUCUCCUUGAGCACAUCCGACACCUUUGCCCUCCGCAUACCCAUCAAUGAUUCUUACUCUCCAGUCGACCACUGGCAAUGGACGGCGACACUGUGGCGUGGUAUUGUGGGUCCAGAUCUCACCAUCUAUGUUAGCCGAGUAGGUCGCGAUGAGUUGAGCAAAUACGGAGAGGUUCAAAUCCUUCGAGAAUGCCCUUGUAUCAUCGUACGAAUACCCGACGGAAAUACCAAGAUGGAUGACAAGACCGCUAGGAGGUUGGGCUUUGAAGUUGUGGAGUUUGUAAGGAAUAUGGAGACAGGGUUCGGACGGACAUGA